GCCAGCUGCUUUGCUGCAUCGAUCGACGGCUUUGACACAAGUCAUCUUACUGAUAGCAACAACACUAGCUGGAACACUUGGGUACACGAGUUCAGGGAUCUAGCCAGAGCUAAUUAAGCGGAGAGUUAUUAGCUUUUAAUUUGCUUGAGAGGAUGGACAACUACCAGGGGCAGCACGGCUACGGCGCCGACCGCGUCGACGUGUACGGCAACCCGGUCGGCGCCGGCCAGUACGGCGGCGGCGCCACCGCGCCCGGCGGAGGCCACGGAGCGAUGGGGAUGGGAGGUCAUGCCGGCGCCGGCGCCGGCGGCCAGUUCCAGCCGGCGAGGGAGGACCACAAGACCGGCGGCAUCCUCCACCGCUCCGGCAGCUCAAGCUCCAGCUCGUCGUCUGAGGACGACGGGAUGGGAGGGAGGAGGAAGAAGGGAAUCAAGGAGAAGAUCAAGGAGAAGCUGCCCGGCGGCAACAAGGGCAACAACCACCAGCAGCAGCAGAUGAUGGGGAACACUGGCGGCGCGUACGGGCAGCAGGGCCACGCCGGGAUGACCGGCGCCGGCACCGGCGUGCACGGUGCGGAGUACGGCAACGCCGGCGAGAAGAAGGGAUUCAUGGACAAGAUCAAGGAGAAGCUGCCCGGCCAGCACUAAAUUAAUAAGCUUAUAUAAUUGACAGCCGGGGCAACACGUCGUCAUGUGUGUAGUAGUAUCUAUCGUUUUAAUCUGCGGAAUAAAUGACGUGCACUGCAGUGUAUAGCGUCCUCGAAGAGAAUAGUACUACUGUUUGGGCGUUCGCACGUGUUGGGUUGUACCUAUAGCUUGUGAUGCCAUUGCAAGCUUUGUAUGGUGUGUGUGUACACAGGUUUUUAGUGAAGUGUGUGACUUUGUUUUGGAAUUUUCAUGUGAAUUUCGUAAUAUUCUACGGUACGCCAUGCUUCGAGUCAUCCUUUUUGAUUGGAACUCCCAUGUGUAAGUGUUUCUUGAUUAUAAGAUUAAUUUGGAGCC
Messenger RNA from Oryza sativa Japonica Group (Japanese rice), 1001 nucleotides. The record is from RefSeq and is a predicted model, not a curated record. Lineage: Eukaryota; Viridiplantae; Streptophyta; Magnoliopsida; Poales; Poaceae.